Molecule: messenger RNA, 2609 nt
Organism: Leptidea sinapis
Lineage: Eukaryota; Metazoa; Arthropoda; Insecta; Lepidoptera; Pieridae
Gene: YME1L
Product: ATP-dependent zinc metalloprotease YME1L
Exons: 16
Coding region: 133-2442 (769 amino acids)
Biological process (GO): mitochondrion organization; protein quality control for misfolded or incompletely synthesized proteins
Cellular component (GO): mitochondrial inner membrane
Molecular function (GO): ATP binding; ATP hydrolysis activity; metalloendopeptidase activity
Source: RefSeq, a predicted model, not a curated record
AAAAUUUCGCCAUGUUUUGCAGUUUUGUUACCUACUAUUAAUUUUGACGUGAUAAUUGAUAUGAAAAAAAGUACCUACAAAAUUUUCGAGUGCACUUCAAAGGAAAUUAUUUAUUAUUUUCAUUAAUGUAACAUGUUUUCAUUGAAUUCUAUAAAUACACAAAACCAGAUUUUUGUAAGUUUCAGUCAGUUAUCGUCUAGAUAUCCUGGCUUAUUUAGACAUAGGAAACAUAAUAACAGCAGAAACAAAGAUGCCAAUAUUAAAAAUAGUGCAAUAACAACCAAUGACGCAAUAAUCUGCAAGGAAAGUUUCGAAGAGGCUUUCAAGAAUUUCGACAAGAAUGUGUUAUUUGAUAUGCAAAAUGUCGAGGCACGAUCAGUUGCAUCCUUUGCAAGAACACCCAAACCAAACUUUGUUCUUCCAGGAUCAUCAAAACGGGUGUCAUACAUUUCUGGACGAUCCUUUGAUGAAAACAAGAAUGGUUUUGCACAGGUUUCAUUAUUGCCAUCCGUAACUGUUGAAUUAUAUGGAAGAAAAACUAAAUUUAGUGUGUCCGAGAAUUUUGUAGGCUUACUAAAUAAAGGAUUACAUGAUAAGACAUUCAAAUACCAUAUUCAAGUUCGAGGAUUCAAGACAGAGAGAACUAUUGUUGGUGAUAAGAAACGGAAUCCUAAUCUUAUAAAUAGACUGCGUAAGUUCUUGGGUCUAAAUAUAACAGAAAAUGUAGAAAAGCAAUCAACACUAGGGCCUGAGGUGGCGCCCAGGUUGGAUAAGCUGUUACAUGAAAACACAGUGCUCAGUUCACAACAGAAAGAUAAAAUUAAGAUUGCGUUCGCUGAGGGGUACUUAGCAGGAUCACACCCCGAGAAUGUCCGUGGUACAAAGGCUUCUAAAUACUUGAAAUUAGUGCAACAACUGCUCACAAUAGUAUUGUUUUUAGCUAUUUUCGUUAGUUUAAUGGCAUCUGUCAGCGGCACUGUUUUCCGAAUCCAACUUGGAAAUCAAGUGGAAGUAGACCCGGAAGAUAUAUCAGUCACGUUUGACGAUGUAAAGGGUGCUGAUGAAGCCAAACAAGAGCUGAAGGAUGUGGUGGAGUUCCUGAAGUCUCCCGAGAAGUUCUCAUCCCUGGGGGGCAAGCUGCCCAAGGGCGUGCUGCUGGUGGGGCCGCCAGGUACAGGCAAGACGCUGCUGGCUCGUGCCGUGGCGGGUGAGGCGAGGGUGCCCUUCUUCCACGCCGCCGGGCCCGAGUUCGACGAGAUCCUGGUGGGGCAGGGAGCUCGACGCGUUCGAGACUUGUUCAAGGCCGCUAAGGAGCGCGCUCCGUGUGUUAUAUUCAUAGACGAGAUAGACUCGGUUGGGGCCAAGAGAACAAACAGUGUGCUGCAUCCCUACGCCAACCAGACAAUCAACCAACUGCUGUCGGAGAUGGACGGGUUCCACCAGAACGAGGGUGUGAUCGUGCUGGGCGCCACCAAUCGCCGCGAUGACUUGGAUCAGGCACUCCUGAGACCCGGCAGGUUUGACGUCGAGGUGACAGUCCCCACUCCAGACUACACGGGCCGUGUUGAGAUCCUUCGUAUGUACGCGUCCCGGAUUGCCUCUCAUCCCGAUCUAGACCUGGAGGCCCUGGCGCGAGGAACCACGGGGUUCACCGGUGCCGACCUGGAGAGUAUGGUCAACCAGGCGGCGUUGAGAGCUGCCAUUGAGGGGUCAAAAGCAGUUCGGAUGUGCCACUUGGAGGAGGCCAGAGACAAGGUCCUGAUGGGUCCCGCGCGCCGAACUCGCCUUCCCGACGACGAGGCCAACGCUAUGACGGCCUGCCACGAGGGAGGCCACGCCCUAGUUGCCUUCUACACCAAGGACGCACACCCACUCCACAAGGUGACCAUCAUCCCACGCGGACAGUCGCUCGGCCACACUGCCUACAUCCCCGCCAAGGAACGCUACCACGUGACCAAGCAGCAGCUGCUCGCUAUGAUGGACACCAUGAUGGGGGGCCGCGCCGCCGAGGAGCUGGUCUACGGUCCCGACAAGAUUACCUCGGGCGCGUCGUCCGACCUGAAGCAGGCAACGUCCAUCGCGGUGCAUAUGGUGCGGGAGUGGGGCAUGAGUGAGAAGGUGGGCCUGCGCAGCAUGGAGGCCCCCAAGAGUGCCUUUUCGCAGGAGACCAUCGGGCCCUACACCAACGAACUGGUGGACGCGGAGAUCAAGAAGCUGCUGUCGGAGAGCUACGAGCGCGCUAAGGCCAUCCUGCGCGCGCACGCCAAGGAACACCGAGCGCUCAGUGACGCGCUGCUGCAAUACGAGACCCUGGACGCGGAGGACAUCAAGGCGAUCGUCAACGGCGACAAGAUCAAGCACGAGAAGAAGAGCGGCAACCCCGCGCCGCCCACACCUGCGCCCGUCCCCGCCCCACUGCUGGGACAGCCCGCGCCCGCAUAGGUAGACAUGCAGAUAUAGAUUAGUCAGAAAUUGUUGGCUCGGCGGCUGUGUACAAAUCUAAUAAUAUAUAUUAUAAUAUAUAUAUACAGAAGUGUCGAUGGAAAUUUUGCAGAAGUUAAAGAAUUUGUUAUAAAAUAAAAUUGAUAAUAAACAUAAGUAUAACAGUU